Molecule: messenger RNA, 495 nt
Organism: Aspergillus tanneri
Lineage: Eukaryota; Fungi; Ascomycota; Eurotiomycetes; Eurotiales; Aspergillaceae
Exons: 2
Coding region: 1-495 (164 amino acids)
Source: RefSeq, a predicted model, not a curated record
AUGAGCAGUGGAGGCGGCGGGGACCGGUUUCCUCUCAUUGAGCCGGCCGUCAUAUUUCUCCCCUAUAUUCCAUUGGGUUCAGAUGUUGCCUCAUCCGCGGGGAUACAGCACGUCUCUAUAUUUCUCGCAAUACGGCCAGAGUUGUAUGGCGGCGUGAUCAGCAAAUUCAGUCCAUCCACAUGCCAGUAUCAUCGCAUCCACGUAUUGAGGCAUCGCCCGGCGACCUGUGGUUCUCAACCACAAUGGGACCAGGUGUUGGCGGCGUUCACCAGCACCACCACAUUCAUUUCGGAACAGAUAGCAGCCGUUGGACUACGCUGGCAUUUACAUUUUGCCCAACGAUGCACCGGAAUGCCAUCCUCUUUAGCCACCGUCUUCUCCGUAACCAUCCUGCGAUAUGCGCUCUGCCCGGGAAUCUGGGCAUGUGGUCAGAUCCAAAUCAAUUCCACUUUUCUCGCUACGCCGCGCAUCCCCACGCUGGUCGCCGUUGAUUGA